Messenger RNA from Octopus sinensis (East Asian common octopus), 2006 nucleotides. RefSeq names its product prostatic spermine-binding protein-like. Lineage: Eukaryota; Metazoa; Mollusca; Cephalopoda; Octopoda; Octopodidae. The transcript has 6 exons. Bases 1000 to 1620 code for a protein of 206 amino acids. The record is from RefSeq and is a predicted model, not a curated record.
GUUUCUCCCCCGGCACAAACAAACUGCAUCUCAUCAAGGCUGACUCUCUCCUCACAAGAUUUUGCUCAGCCCAAGCUAUAUCAGAAGACAUUUGUCCAAGGUGCCAUGCAGUGGGACUGAAACCAAGACCACAGAGUUGCAAAGCUAGAUUCUUAACCACGUUGCUAUGACUACCAUUGCUGAAAAUGAAUUUCAGAGACAAAUUUAUAGAACGAUUUUAUAAAAUUCUUCCCUUUACAGGUUAAAGGGUUUUAUUCUUACCAUAUUCAUAACGAGAGAUAGACGAAAGGAAUUUUUCAUGGGGACUUUAUCAUUAAAUUCUAAAACUGGAGAAAUAAGCUGAACGGGAUUCCAAGAUAUUCAUCAUUACACCAUGAAAUGUGGAUCAUAAAAAUAACAAAGACAUUAUGAAAAUGAUAUUGAAGCAGAGAGAAAUUCCAAAAGUAUAAUGAGUUGCAGAAAGGAUGGUUUUCACAGCGAAAUUUUGUCUUCUAAAAAACGAAAGUUAUAAGACAUUAAAUUUUGCAGAAGAAUUUAAAGAAGAAACAUUUUGUUUAAAAAAAAAAUUAAAAUCUCAAUAAAGGGAGAGAACUGAAAAACUCGUAAUGAUAAUACGUAUAAAGGGAAACAACUGCGAAAAGAAAAUGUGGAAAAAGUCGAGGCCUUUUGACUCCUUUCACCCGCAAAAGGCAACAGUUGACUCUUCUCAGUUGAGGGGAUUUGUGUGUGUGUGUGUAAGUGUAUGGGUGUGUUUGUAUGUAUAUACAUAUAAAUACAUUUUCCUGCAUUUAAAUAUAUCUUCCCAUGAUGAAAGCUGCAAUGUCUAAAAUAUGUAUAGGAAUAAUCCUUCAUUUCUAAGGAUUUCUGUACCCUUGAAACGGCCGUUGAAGUAUCACCACCUAAGUAUUUAAACUGGAGUACCUCCAUCGAAUUAUUGCAAACUCCAACCUCCAUGCUUAAAACAUCCAUUUAUUCACUUUCUCGCAAGUGCUUCACGUGAUGACAAAGAUGAUCCAGAAUGCCGACGAAGUGAUGACGCCUGACACCAAGCAACCAGUACCCGCCGAGGCGGGGACGGUGGAAGCCACGGCCGCUGGGACAGAAUUGGACACGAAUCAACACACUGGCUACGACGAUGAUGGUGAUGAUUAUUUUGAUAUUGAUGAUGAUGAUGGCGACGAUACACGUAACCAUGGAAGCGAUUCUGAAAUCGAUAUUCUGUACAGUCGACUCUCCACUUAUGAAGCCAAUGUGGACAAGGAACGAUUCCUGGAGUUUGAAGAAAUCCUGGCAGAUUGUGAUGAGGUUCUUAAAGAAUCGGACAAAUGCCUCACUUCUUUGGAUUCUAUCAGGAAUAUCAUCUCUUUGGAACAGCAAGAAUCGGAUAAUGAGGAUGGUGACAACGAUGAAGAUGACAAUGAGAAUGAUGACGAUAAUGAAGAUAAUGAUGUGAUGAAGAUGAUAAUGGUGAUGAAGCCAUCCCCCGCAAUCCAAACGAUGACAAUCACCACGGAAACGACGCUAAUAAUGAUAACAAUGACAACGAAGACGAUGAUGAUAAUGAUGGUGAUGACAAAAAGGAUGUCUAUGCGGAUGUUUCAAAUGAUGGAGAAACUGUGAUGAACCUGAGUGAUGACACCGAGGACGCAAUGACAGAAAGUACUACAGUUGAAGAUCUUGCUCAAGACCCCAGUGCCACCACAGUACAGACGGAUAUGGAUGACCAACUCCAAAAUAUUGAUGAAGAAAUGACGACAUCGUUGAAGAAGAAGGAGAAGAACAACAAGAAGAAGAAGAGACUGAAACUGGGUGCCAUCCUUAAACAACAGAUGCUGGAGACAAGCGGUUACUAUGACGACCUGAUCAGCCGACAGACGAAAGCGACGGAGGAGUCAAAGAAGAUCCUGGGAGAAGGCGUCAGUGGGAGCGUUUAUGAUGUGGAGGAGAAGGCUUGGGCUGAGAAAGUUGCGGCGUUUCAACGAGAAAAAGGCAUUUGUGAACAGGAG